AGUGGUUGCCAGGCAUCAGGGCAAUGGAGAGGGAGAGAGGUGGUUGGCACUUGAAGGACAAUGGGAGGAAAGGGUCUGUAUGUCGAGGGCACUGAGGUAUUACAGGUGGGGAAAAUGAGUAAAGGGUUACACAGGGAUCUCUGUUUUAUCUGUUAUAAGUGCAUGUGAAUCCUCCAUGAACUGGCGAGAAGUAGUUUAACUAUAAGAAAUAGAGUUGAGCCCUCCACUACUGGUACAGUUUGACUUGAGUAUUCUGCCAACAGACUGACCUAGCAGAUCAGUCCCCAGACCGGGCUCUACCCCUGGGAAUGGCACCCCUUUCCAGAGGAGCCAUUCCCCAAAUGCCCCAGGAUAGGAAUUGGCGCGGAAGGAGAACCAAGCCGGCGAUGGAGACAUUCGCUACUAGACACGGGAACGCCCAGAGCCAACGCUAAGCAGCAGCCUCCUCACUGGACUGCGGCCCCCACGAGCGAGCUGCUGCUGCCGCUAACAAAGAGAAGGCCUUGGGAAGGCUGCGCUGAGUGGAGACUAAGCGCAGUCCGCGGCGGCGCUAUUUGAAAGCCGGCACAGAUCCACCCAAAUAGAGUCCUCACCGACUGGGGCGCUCCCGCGGGAGUUCCGCGCCUCCCUUCCGCCAGGUGGAGUCAGGACUCGCACGGGAACCUCCGCGGUUCAUAGGUCACAUCCUGGCUGAAGUAAACUCCACUCAGGAAGGCUUCAGGGGCGCGACCCCAGCGUCUUUCCUCAGCCCACGCCCCGGCGCCAAGCAAAGACGACCCUUCGCCAGCCCUCUCCUCUCGCGGCGUCCUACAGGUCCCAGAAUCCUCUCCGGAGCUGCGCUGAGGGAAGGCGGGAGCUCAGUCGCGCACCAGGCCUCCGCCGCCAUGGCCCAGCUGCGAGCCUGCGAAGUCCGGCAGCUGCUGCACAACAAGUUCGUAGUGGUCGUGGGGGACUCGGUCCAGAGGGCCGUGUACAAGGACCUGGUGCUCCUGCUACAGAAGGACUGCCUGCUGUCCUCCAGUCAGCUGAAGGCCAAAGGCGAGCCGAGCUUUGAGCGUGACACGCUGCUGGUGGGCUGCAGGAGCCGCCACAUGCACGACAGCAGCGACUACCGUGAGGUGCGCCAAUUCCACUCCGGCCACCACCUGGUGCGGUUCUACUUCAUCGCGCGCGUGUUCUCGCACUACGCGGAGCGCGUCGUGGAGGAGCUGCGUCGGGCCGAGCCCGCCCCUGACGUAGUGGUCAUGAACUCCUGCCUUUUGGACCUCUCCAGGGAUGGCCGGGACUGCCUCAGGAGCUACCGGCAGAACCUGGAGAGCCUGUUCGCGCGGCUGGACCGGGCGCUGCCCGUGUCCUGCCUCCUGCUAUGGAACACGGCCAUGCCCGUGGCGGAGACCAUCUCAGGGAGCUUUCUCCCACGCGAGCACCGGCUCCGCCGCUCCCGCCUGCGGGAAGACGUGAUGGAGGCCAACUUCUACAGCUCCGCCGAGGCCGUGAGGCGUGGCUUCGACGUGCUGGACCUGCACUUCCACUUCCGCCACGCCACGCGCCACCGGCUCCCCGACGGCGUGCACUGGGACGAGCACGCACACCGCCACCUCUCCCAGCUGCUGCUGGCCCACCUGGCAGAUGCCUGGGGCGUGGACCUACCCCAGCGCGAAGCCGUGGACUGGUGGGUCAGGCAUGGCCACGCUGACAGACGUGCAGUCCUGGCGGGCAGAAGGCAGCCCCGAAACCACCGAGCGGACCCACACAGCCGAAGGGACCGAGCUGACCCACAUGGCCGAGCCGACUCACGUGGCCGAGGGGACCGGGCAGUCCGAGGAGACCUCCAUGACCCUCGACAGCUCUCUUCAUCGUUUCCCUGGGCUCGGCCGCCUUUCUCUCCCAGCCGGCAGGACAUCUAUUUGCCCUCCCACCGGCAUUUCUCCAGCGACUUCACCAGAGGCCACAUCAGACACCGCAGCGAAGAAAACUCCAGGGUUGGUCGUGACUCGCGGCCGGGCCCCAUCCGCACAAGGUCUGCCCAUCACCUAGAGAGGGGGUCUUCCCCUUACCGUCGCAGGCACCCCAGCGAGCCACACCGAAGCCAGCAAGGCCACGCACACACACACGGAGGGGUCCCAAGAACACCUAGGACCAGGCCUCAGUAGCCAGACCCGGGAGAACGUCUGGUCUUCCCCUGCAUGGUGGAUGGGCUGCCUGACCACUAUCACUCGGGCCUGGCCUUCAGCAACCCUGCUGAACUUGGAUCAUCUUUAUGCUUCCGACUCUCAUUAGUGAACCGCCUGCCACAACAAUCCUCUGCCAGAGUUUCCACUUCUUGGGAAGGGAGCAGAGACCCAGACCACCAGGCGGUUCUCGAAGCAUUUAGGAAGAAAAGAAGUCUACAUGAAAGUGCUCCUCGCCUUAAAAAAAAAAGUUAAGCCAUACUCAAUAUUUAAGUCUGUCAUCAGGCAGUAUUUUUCCAUUGACAUUCUUCCAAAAACGAAACAAGGUAAAAAUUUUGAUCCUUAGAACUUAAACAUUUCGAUUUCAAUUAAGAUUUCCAUUUCGCCAUUUGUUUAUGCGUAUGUUCAUAGAAGUUUAUAUCUAAAGCUUUCGCCAUAAGUUGUCUUACAGAUUCUUUAAUUACAUUUCUCUGUGCUUCAACAUAGCAUUUGUCUGUUAAAAAUAAUCCAUUCACUAAUUCAAGGUUGUUUAUUGUCUGUUAGAAACAUAAUCUUUAAAGUUCAUCAAAUGCCUAGCACAUUUUUAAAAACAGACUUUUUACUUUUUUUUUUUUUUUUUUUAUUGAGACAGAGUCUCACUCUAAUGCCUAGGCUGGAGUGCACUGGCUCAAGUGAUCCUCCUGUCUCAGCCUCUCAACUAACCGGGACCACAGGUAUGCACCACCAUGCCUGGCUAAUUUUUUAAAAUUUUUGUGGAGAUGAGGUCUUGCCACAUUGUCCAGGCUGUUCUCAAAGUCCUGGACUCAAGCAGUCCUCCUGCUUAGACCUCCCAAAGUGUUGGGAUUACAGAUGUGAGCCAGGGCACCUGACCUAGAAUUUAAUUUUUAGAGCAAUUUUAGGUUCACAGCAAAUUUGAGUGCAUAUACUCUUUUGAUUUCACACAGGCACAGCCUCCCCCACUAUCAACAUUCCACAUCAAAUGGUACAUUUGUUAUCUCUGAUGAACCUGCAUUAACACAUCAUUAUCACCCCAGCACAAUAGUUCAUUAGAGUUUAUUAUUGAUGUUCUCCAUUCUAUGGGUUUUGACAAAUAUAUAAUGGCACGUAUCAUCCAUCAUUAUAGUAUCAUAAGAAUAGUUUCACCAUCCUGAAAAUCCUCUCUGCUCUGUCUUUGCAUCCUUCCUGCUCCCCAACCCCUGGAAACCAUGGAUCUGUAACUGUCUCCAUAGUUUUGUUUUUUUUUCCAAGAUACUAUAUAGUUAGACUUAAAAUAUGUAGCAUUUUCAAAUUGGGUUCUUUUGCUUAGGAAUUUAAGUUCCCAGCUUGUCUUUUCAUGGCUUAAGAACUCAUUUAUUUUGAUUUUUUUUUUUUCCUGAGACUGAGUCUCACUCUGUCACCUAGGCUGGAGUACAGUGGCACAAUCUCAGCUCACUGCAAUCUCCACCUCCCAGGUUCAAGCAAUUCUCCUGCCUUAGCCUCCUGAGUAGCUGGGAUUACAGGCGCACACCACCAUGCCCAGCUAAUUUUUGUAUUUUUAGUAGUGAUGGGGUUUCACCAUAUUGGCCAGGCUGGUCUCAAAUUCCUGACCUAGUGAUCCACCCACCUCAGCCUCCCAAAGUGCUGGGAUUACAGGCAUGAGCCACCACGCCUGGCCUUUAAUUUUAUUUUCAAUUUAUUUUUAAUUUUUAUGAGUUUAUACUUAUGGAGUACAUGAGAUUUUUUUUAUACAGGCAUGCAAUGUGAAAUAAUCACAUCAUUGAGACUGGGGUAUCCAUCCCUUCAAGCAUUUAUGCUUUGUGUUACAAACCAAUUACAUUCUUGGUUAUUGUAAAGUGUACAAUUAAGUUAUUAUUGACUAUAGUCACACUGCUAUGCUAUCAAAUAGUAGGUAUUAUUCUAUUUUUUCUAUCCAACAACUCAUUUAUUUUUAGUGCCAAAUAAUAUUCCAUGGUCUGGAUGUACCACUGUUUAUCCAUUCACCUGCUGAAGGACAUUAUGGUUGUUUCCAAGUUUUGGCAAUUAUGAAUAAAACUGUAAUAAACCUCUGUGUGCAGGUUUCUUGUAAAUAAAAUAUAAUUUGAAUGAUUAUUAAGGAAUGUAACUGUGGAUCAUGUGGUAAGAGUACAUUUAGGUUUGUAAGAAACUACCAAACUGUCUUUCAAAGUGGCUAUACCAUAUUGCAUUCCCAUCCACAUCCUUGGAAUCAUUCGCUGUUAUCAGUGUUUUGGAGUUUCUCUGAAAAGUAUAUGGUCUGUGUCCAGAUUUAUGUUUUUAUUUAUUUUUGCAUGCAGAUAUCCAGUUGCUUCAACACUAUUUGUUGAAAAGACUGUCUUUUCUCCAUUGUCUUGCCUUUCCUCCUUUGUCAAAGUUCAGGUGACAAAGAUAUUUGUGGGUGUCUAUUUCUAGGUUCACUGUUCUGUUCUAUUGACCUGUCUAUUAUUUUGCCAAUACUAAACUAUCUUGAUUACUGUAACUUUAUAGUAAGUCUUGAAGUCAAGUAGGGUCAUUACUCUGACUUAGUUUUCCUUCAAUAUUGUGUUGGCUACUGCGGAUCUUUUGCCUCCUCAUAUAAAAUUUUAGAAGCAGUCUGUCAAGGUCCACAAAUAGUUUGCUGCAAUUUCCCUUGAGAUUACAUUUACUCUACAGAUGAAGUUAGGAAGAACUAACAUAUUGACAAUAUUGUCUUUGAGAUAUCUCUUGAGAUUUCUUCUUUGAUCCAACUGUUAUUUACAAGUGUGUUGUUUAAUCUUCCAGUAUUUGGUGAUCUUCAAGCUACCUUUCUGUUACUGGUAUCUACUUUAAUUUCAUUUGAUCUGAGAGCAGAUAUUGUAUGAUUUCUAUUUUUAAAUUUGUUGAGGUGUGUUUUAUGGCCAAGAAUGUUGUCUGUCUUGGUGAAUGUUCCAUGUGAGCUUGAUAAGAAGGUGUCGCCUGCUGUUGUUGGAUGGAAUAUUUUAUCGAUGUCAUUUAUAUCCAGUUGAUUGAUAGUGCUGUUGAGUUCGACUAUGUCUUUACUGCCUGCUGAAUCUGUCCAUUACUGAUAGGUGUUAAAGUUUCCAACUAUAAUAGUGUAUUCAUCUAUUUCUUUUUGGAGUUAUAAGUUUUGCCUCGUGUAUUUUAAUACUCUGUUGUUCAGUGCAUACACAUUAAGGAUUGUUAUGUCUUCUUGGAGAAUUGACUCCUUUUAUCAUUAUGUAACGUCCCUUCUUAUCUGUGAUAGCAUUCCUUGCUUUGAAGUCUGUUCUAUCUGAAAUUAAUGUAGCUACUGAGUUUUCUUUUGAUUAGAGUUAUUAUAUCUUUCUCCAUCCCUUUAUGUUUAAUCUUGAUGUGUCUUUAUACUUAAAGUGCAUUUCUUGUAGACAAUAUAUAGUUGGGUCUUUUGAUCCAUGCUGACAAUCUCUUUUAGUUGGUGUUAACAACAAUUAAUGUUUAAUUAUUGAUAAUGUUGGAUUAAUAUCUUCUUUAUUUGUUACUGUGUUCUAGUCAUUGUUUUUGGUUUUUCACUCUUUUUUGCCUUUUGUAGUUUAACUGAGAAUUUUGUGUGAUUCCAUUUUUUUCUCCUUGACAUACCAACUACAGUCUACUUAUUUACAGUUUUAGUGGUUUCUCUGGCAUUUUCAAUAUGUAUUUGCAUCUAAUCCAAAUCUACUUUUGAAUAACACUGUACUGCCUCAUGGGUAGUGCAAAGUUAGCCAUAAGUUAGAAUCACUAAAUACAUUAUUGCCAUUAUUAUUUUUAGCAAACUGUUGUAUAUUCAACUAAGUAAGAACAGAAAAAUAAGUUUUUGUUUUACCUUCACUUAUUCCUUCACUGAUGCUCUUUUUUAUGUAAAGCAAAAUUUCUGACCUAUAUUAUCCCUCUCUGAAAAACUUCUUUUAACAUUUUUUGCAAGGCAGGUUUACUGGCAACAGCUUCCCUCUGGUUUUGUUUGUCUGGGAAAGUCUUCACAGGUUUAUCUCAGAGAUAUUGUGGGUUUGGUUCCAGAACACCACAGUAAAGCAAAUGUCUCAAAGCAAGCCAUGAAUUUUUUGGUUUCUUAGUGCAUACAAAAGUUAUGUUUACACUCUACUGUAGUCCAUUAAGUGUGCAAUAGGAGCAAGUCUAAAGAACCCAAUGGACAUAAUUUAAAAAUUUUUAUUGCCAAAACUUGCCAACAAUCAUUUGAGCUUUUAGUAAGUUAUAGUCUUUUCAUUGGUGGAAGGUCUUGCCUCCAUAUUGAUGGUUACUGACUGAUAGGGUAGUAAUUGCUGAAGGUUGGGGUGGCUGUGGAAGUUUCUUAAACUAUAACAUUGAAGUUUGCUGUAUCAAUUGACUCUUUGUUUCACAAAAUAUUUAUCUGUAGCAUGCAAUUCUGUUUGAUAGCAUUUUACCCACAGAACUUCCAAACUUGAAUCAAUCUUCUCAAACCCUGCUACUGCUUUAUAAACUAAGUUUAUAAUAUUUUAGAUCUUUAUUGUCAUUUCAACAACAUUCAGAGCAUCUUCACCAGGAGAAGUUUCCAUCUCAGGAAACUAUUUUUUGUGCUCAUUUGUAAGAACAACUUCUCAUUUGUUUAAGUUUUAUGAAAUUGUAGCAAUGCAGUCACAUCUUUGGGCUCCACUUCUAAUUCUAGUUCCCUUGCUGUUUCCGCCACAUCUGUAGUUAUUUCCUUCACUAAAGUUUUAAGCCCCUCAAAGUCAUCCGUGAGGGUUUGACUCAGCUUCUCCCAGACCCCUGUUAAUAUUGACAUUUUGACAUGUUCCCAUGAAUAAAGAAUGUUCUUAACAGCAUCUAAAGUGGUGAAUUUUUUCCAGAAUAUUUUCAGUUUAUUUUGUCCAGAUUAAUCAGAGGAAUU
Molecule: messenger RNA, 7002 nt
Organism: Callithrix jacchus (white-tufted-ear marmoset)
Lineage: Eukaryota; Metazoa; Chordata; Mammalia; Primates; Cebidae
Product: PC-esterase domain-containing protein 1B-like
Source: RefSeq, a predicted model, not a curated record